AAAUGAGUGAGGCGGGAGCAGCGGCGAGCUCGCCUUUGUGUUUCUCUUCUAAUAUCUCACAUAUCAAUAAUUCAGAGCGGCACCAGACGGACACUGCGCUAUGUAUUCAGCUGUGUUUCGACUAGUCAGGGGCCGCUUUCUACAAUUCAGGGGUCAUUUCACUCAUCCUUAAAGUAGGACAAGAAGCCGAGAGCCGCAAGCCAGCCAGCCAGCAAGCAAGCGCGCACAAGGGGCAAGGAAGAUCACAAAGAGCCUCCACUCACAAAACAAAACCGGAGUGUAUAAAUAAAGCAUAUGAAGACAUAGAUUAAGAAACAAACAACAACAACAACAACAACAACAACAUAUCUUAAAACAUUCAGAUCUGGCUUGGAUAAAGAGAUAAGGAGCUGUAUCUGUGAAUCUAGAAGUGGGAUACGGCACUCUGUUGAAAGCUUUAGACAGAAGAAGCAGCCGUCAUGCUGGUGCUUUUACUGAGCGUGGUGUGGCUAAUUGGGUUAGUGUGCGGCCAGAAUGAAACCGAACCCAUAGUCCUGGAGGGGAAAUGCCUGGUGGUUUGCGAUUCUAACCCCACCUCGGAUACAACAGGGACCGCUCUGGGCAUCUCAGUGCGGUCCGGCAAUGCCAAGGUAGCGUUCUCCUCCGUCCGGAGCACGAACCACGAACCCUCGGAAAUGAGUAACCGAACUAUGGUCAUCUACUUCGACCAGGUACUCGUGAACGUUGGGAGCAAUUUUGACACGGAGAGAAGCACUUUCAUCGCUCCACGAAAAGGGAUUUACAGUUUCAAUUUCCAUGUGGUCAAAGUGUAUAACAGACAGACGAUCCAGGUGAGCCUCAUGCUGAACGGAUGGGCCAUGAUCUCAGCAUUCGCCGGGGACCAGGAUGUCACCAGAGAGGCCGCCAGCAAUGGGGUUCUGCUCCAGAUGGAGAAAGGAGACCGAGUGUAUCUCAAACUGGAGAGAGGAAACCUAAUGGGAGGCUGGAAAUAUUCCACGUUCUCCGGAUUUCUCGUCUUCCCCGUCUAAACAGGAUCGAAACACACGGGCUCUGGGAUGCCAGGAAAAAACAAAAAAUAAAAAAAAACACAAGGGGUAGGAAUGAAUGAAUGAAUGAACGGCUCUCAGAUGCAGCUGCUUGUAGCUCUGGACAGAAAACUGUUUUACCUUACAAUAUUUAAAGAGGCAAAGCCCUUCAUAAUCUGCGCCUGUAUGCGUCUGCUUUGAGGAAUGUUUCUAGUGUUUUGCAGUCAGAGAGCCGAAUAUAAGGAGAAAAAAAUUAAUAAUUGGUGAAUUAUACAUCAUUUUUAUUUGAUCAUUUAUAUAUGUCAUUUUUUAUGUUGAAAUCUUUAUUAUAUGAUUUUUUAUUUUUAACUGUAUAUUUUUUUUUUAUCCCUAUUUCAUUAUCUGUUAUGUAUCCCACAUACAUUUUAAUUACACAUGCUUACUUUUCUUUUUUGGAUUUUAAUUUACAUUAUUCCUGUUUUUAUCACACGAGAAAGAGUAAAAAUAAAAAUAAAAAUAAACAAUGGCAUUUUCUUUGCUGUAUACCAAUCUAUAACAAUCCUACAAUGUAUAUAUGAUGUAACCUCUUACUAGCCGAGCUGGUUAAGUAGCUAGCUGUAUUUCAGUAUUUCUAUGUAAUUCUCAGUGAUUGUGGAGUAUCAGGCUGCUAUACGUUUCGAUGCUUCUUGUUUUGUUUCAGUCAAAUGUGGCAAAACUAAAACGGCAGAAACUAUAAUGGAAUUUUAUUAUAACUCUGUAAAUAUAUGUGUGAAUAUUUAAAAAGAUUUUUUUUCUUUGCUUUAAUUCAAUAAACUUUAAAUGGUACUUUUAUUUUUCUUAACCAGA
Molecule: messenger RNA, 1850 nt
Organism: Acipenser ruthenus (sterlet)
Lineage: Eukaryota; Metazoa; Chordata; Actinopteri; Acipenseriformes; Acipenseridae
Gene: cbln1
Product: cerebellin 1 precursor
Exons: 3
Coding region: 459-1028 (189 amino acids)
Cellular component (GO): synaptic cleft; glutamatergic synapse
Molecular function (GO): protein binding
Source: RefSeq, a predicted model, not a curated record